UGGAGCCAGCCCCGUUGAGUUCGCUGGCUGUCGCUGCCAUUGGGCUCCUCGCCGCCGCGGAGGGAAGAACCGGCUCAGCCUAAUCAAGGAAGGAAGAUGGAGACGGCGGCAGAUGAAAAGAUUGUUGCUGGGGAAGAGAAGAAGAAAGAACCAGGAAAGAAGAAGAACAAGGAGGGAACUGGUGAUGGUGGGAGCUUGGAGCUGAGUCAGUUGCCUGAAUACAUCAACCCGCGACUAGAAAUGUAUCAUAAACUGAAAGCAGAACACAACGCGCUUAUGGCAGAACGAGCUGCUAAAGAAAGCCGGCCCAUUAAAGUUACGUUACCUGACGGCAAGCAAGUUGAUGCUGAAUCCUGGAAGACAACGCCAUACCAAAUUGCCUGUGGAAUCAGUCAAGGUUUGGCUGACAACACUGUUAUUGCUCGAGUGGACAAAAUGGUUUGGGAUCUAGAUCGUCCUUUGGAGGGAGACUGCUCCUUGGAACUGCUAAAAUUUGAUGAUGAUGAAGCAAAAGCGGUGUAUUGGCACUCAAGUGCCCACAUAAUGGGUGAAGCCAUGGAAAAAGUAUAUGGUGGCUGCUUGUGUUACGGCCCGCCGAUAGAGAAUGGGUUUUAUUAUGACAUGUUCCUUGAAGAUGGGGGUGUCUCUAGCAAUGACUUUCCUGGUCUAGAGGCAAUAUGCAAGAAAAUUAUGAAAGAGAAGCAACCCUUUGAGCGACUGGAAAUUAAGAAGGAAACCUUGCUUGAAAUGUUUAAGUACAAUAAGUUCAAGUGUCGGAUCUUGAAUGAAAAAGUCAACACUCCAACUACUACUGUAUACAGGUGUGGCCCUUUGAUCGAUCUUUGCAGAGGACCUCAUGUCAGACAUACUGGUAAAAUAAAGGCAUUAAAAAUACAUAAGAAUUCCUCUACGUAUUGGGAAGGGAAGUCUGAUAUGGAAAGCCUGCAGAGGAUUUAUGGAAUUUCAUUCCCAGAUCCAAAAAUGCUAAAAGAGUGGGAGAAGUUCCAAGAGGAGGCGAAAAACAGAGAUCACAGAAAAAUUGGGCGGGAUCAAGAACUGUUUUUCUUCCAUGAACUCAGUCCUGGGAGCUGUUUUUUCUUACCAAAAGGAGCAUACAUCUAUAAUACGCUGAUAGCAUUUAUUAGGAGUGAAUACCGAAAGCGAGGAUUCCAGGAAGUUGUGUCACCAAAUGUCUACAACAGCAAGCUUUGGGUGACAUCAGGGCACUGGCAGCAUUACAGUGACAACAUGUUUUCCUUUGAGGUGGAAAAAGAGAUCUUUGCUCUGAAGCCGAUGAACUGCCCUGGACAUUGCCUCAUGUUUGAUCACCGGCCCAGAUCCUGGAGGGAGCUGCCACUGCGACUGGCUGACUUUGGCGUUCUCCACCGCAACGAGCUGUCAGGGACGCUGACAGGCCUCACCAGAGUGAGGCGUUUCCAGCAGGAUGACGCUCACAUAUUCUGUGCCAUGGAGCAGAUUGAAGGGGAGAUAAAGAGCUGUCUGGAGUUCUUGCGUGCCGUAUAUGACGUGUUCGGCUUCUCCUUCAAACUCCAUCUCUCCACCCGCCCUGAAAAAUACCUUGGAGACAUUGAAGUGUGGAAUCAAGCUGAAAAGCAACUUGAAAAUAGCCUGAAUGAAUUUGGUGAGAAGUGGGAACUGAACCCUGGGGACGGAGCUUUCUAUGGGCCAAAGAUUGACAUUCAGAUUAAAGACGCCAUUGGCCGGUACCAUCAGUGUGCUACAAUCCAGUUGGAUUUCCAGCUGCCAAUACGAUUCAAUCUCACUUAUGUGAGUCAUGAUGGCACUGACAAGAAACGGCCAGUGAUUAUCCACCGUGCUAUCUUGGGAUCUGUGGAGAGGAUGAUUGCUAUCCUGACAGAAAACUAUGGAGGCAAAUGGCCGCUCUGGUUAUCUCCUCAGCAGGUGAUGGUGGUGCCAGUUGGACCAACACUUGAUGAAUAUGCACAAAAGGUGAAGCAGCAGUUCCAUGAUGUUGGAUUAAUGGCAGACGUUGAUGUGGACGCUGGUUCUACCCUGAACAAGAAGAUAAGAAAUGCUCAGCUUGCACAGUACAACUUCAUUUUGGUUGUUGGUGAAAAGGAAAAGGCAAGUGGGACAGUGAACAUCCGCACCAGAGACAACAAAGUGCAUGGCGAACGCACCGUGGCUGAGACGGUGGAGAGGCUGCUGCAGCUGAAGGACUCGCGCUGCAAAAACGCUGAAGAAGAAUUUUAGCCAAGCCCUCCUUUUCCACAUUUUUUUCUUCUUCCCUCUAAGCAGUUAACCUUUCUGGAUUUAGCAAUAUUUCCUCUGUAGUGUAUUUGAUAAGAGAUCUUUGUCAAAAGAACCAAAACACCCACUUGCUUUCGUAUGUUCAGAAAUUAAGUUGUAAGUCCAUUUUGUAUAAAUGUGGGCAGUUGCCUUGAUUAGCCUCUGCAAGCUCCAAGUCUGUGGAGCUUGAAGAAGCUAAAACUGAAAGGGACAAUGGAACAAUUAAUCAGGGAUUAAAAUGCCACUGGUAGCAACCCUCUGAUAAUUUAUCCUCUUCGUGAAAUAAAUUUGUAUUUCAGCAAGA
Messenger RNA from Lacerta agilis (Sand lizard), 2575 nucleotides. RefSeq names its product threonyl-tRNA synthetase 1 (gene TARS1). The coding region runs from base 97 to 2235 and encodes 712 amino acids. NCBI's taxonomy places the organism in Eukaryota, Metazoa, Chordata, Lepidosauria, Squamata, Lacertidae. Gene Ontology annotation, cellular component: cytoplasm. Gene Ontology annotation, biological process: threonyl-tRNA aminoacylation. The transcript has 19 exons. Gene Ontology annotation, molecular function: ATP binding; threonine-tRNA ligase activity. The record is from RefSeq and is a predicted model, not a curated record.